Messenger RNA from Xenia sp. Carnegie-2017, 943 nucleotides. Its product is annotated as G2/mitotic-specific cyclin-A-like. The transcript is spliced from 4 exons. Gene Ontology annotation, molecular function: cyclin-dependent protein serine/threonine kinase regulator activity. The coding region runs from base 152 to 943 and encodes 263 amino acids. Lineage: Eukaryota; Metazoa; Cnidaria; Anthozoa; Malacalcyonacea; Xeniidae. Gene Ontology annotation, biological process: mitotic cell cycle phase transition; regulation of cyclin-dependent protein serine/threonine kinase activity. The record is from RefSeq and is a predicted model, not a curated record. Gene Ontology annotation, cellular component: nucleus; cytoplasm; cyclin-dependent protein kinase holoenzyme complex.
UAAGACAAGAUUAACAUCAAUUCAUGAAAAUUGUGAAGAGAAAGAAUAUUCUCCACUGAACAACAAAUCAAUCUUCAAUUAUGAAAACAUAACGCAGAACCCGUUCGAUGUUUACAUCGAGGAUGAAAAUGUUCCGUGGCCGUCGGUUCACAUGGUUGUUCACACCUCCAAUCAUGACGUGCAUGGACAUGAAUUGGAGAUAGACGGUGAAGAAACGUGCCUUAAUAUGAUCUGCGAUAGCAGUGAUGAAAACAAUGGAAGUGACGACCCAGUGGAAUAUCAAGAAUACGAAGAAGAAAUAUAUUUCUAUUUGAAAGAGGCGGAGAAAAAGCACCGACCAAAGAGAAAUUUUAUGGCCGGACAACCGUUGAUCAACAAGAGCAUGAGGGCCAUCUUGGUUGACUGGCUGGUCGAAGUGGCCGAGGAGUAUCACUUGGUGCCGGAAACGCUAUACCUUAGUGUGAAUUAUAUUGAUCGUGUUCUCUCCUCCAAUAUGAUGAUAGAUCCAAGUAAACUGCAGCUGGUCGGUAUCUCGUGCAUGUUGAUAGCAUCCAAAUUGGAGGAGAUUUAUCCACCCGAGAUAACAGAGUUUGUCUACAUCACAAACUCAUCGUACACGGAAAAAGAGGUGCGCAGGAUGGAAAAUCUCAUAUUAAAGACGCUAAAGUUUGACUUGACAGUUCCCACUGCAUUGUCGUUUCUCGAAAGAUGUCGCCAGAAUAUUGACAUGCCACACGAAGAAUCUGAGAAAUAUUUUAACCUGAUAAAAGUAAGAAUUUAUGACGUUUUACGCUUAUCUAAACACCGGGAUGGUAUGAGGGCCAAAGUUUUAUGGUUUAUGAGAAGUUUGAAGAAACUAAUGUUGUCUGAUAAAUAUCAACAAAAGUUUCCCAUAACAUCAGCCUGCUACUUCAAAAACUUCACUGAUAAUACGGCGACGUGA